Trichoderma atroviride IMI 206040 is the source of this 960-nucleotide messenger RNA. RefSeq lists its product as uncharacterized. The record is from RefSeq and is a predicted model, not a curated record. Lineage: Eukaryota; Fungi; Ascomycota; Sordariomycetes; Hypocreales; Hypocreaceae.
AUGGAAAGCAGCAUUGCGGCUUUGUCAAGGCAUCAGAUAUCUGACUUUUUCGCAAAAACUUGUCUGACGCAGCAGCAAUGCGAUGAACAGGCUGAACUUAUCGCAGGCACACCUGUCCACGCAGCAAUUGUGCAAGGCGGAACCAGCUACACGGUUGUCAACGAGCAGAUUGCUGUCCAGUUUCGCGCCAAGGACUUCAUGCUGGAUAUUGAGUUUCUCGGCCAUGUUGAGCGAGCCUACGCAAACUUCAUGCCACACCACAGGUGCGCCGGCAAGCUAGGCGACCUCUACAUCUACACGAUGAACAAUGUCGGUGGCAUCUCGAUGUAUCUUGCCCGGAACGAGCUGCUUCAGAAUGACUGUCAGCUACUACAACGAACUCUGCAAGAUUAUGCAAGAUUCUUCGCCUCUGCCUGGCACAACACGCCAGCAUCGAUGCUGCUUCCAAAGCGCGAGACGCUGUUGGAGGACUACUCGUCGCAGCUCCGGAAGCUCUACGAUGGGCUGCCGAUGCGCUUUCGCUCGACUCUGGAUCAUCUCAUCACCCGUCUCCCCGACCUCUUUGCCGAGGACUGGCCGCUCGUGCCCAAUCACAUUGACCUCUUGGAGAACAAUAUCCAUGUAGACCGGAGCACAGGGCAGAUCAUGGGUAUCUGCGACUGGAAAGAUGCCGAGAUCAGUCCGUUUGGGAUGUCGCUCGGGGGCCUCGAGACCAUGCUUGGGAUCUGGAAGAUGAAAGAAGGCUGGUGCUACCAUACCAACCAGCAGACCCUCCGGGCCCAUUUCUGGGAGGCUUUUUACAAUAGCAUGGGAGACAUCUCUGAGACGCAGAAGGAACUUGUAAAUCUUGCGAGAUUGGUUGGUAUUUUCCUGGCGAAUGGCUUCGAGUUGGACGACAAUGAGAACAAGGUACCCGCUUCUAGCCUGCAAUAUCUCGAAGCGGUUGUUCUGGGCAAUUGA